AUGGUCUCCUUCAACCGCCUCCUCCUCGUCAUCAAGCAGACCGCGUUCGACGCGUACAAGGCCCAGGAAGCGAUCGCGACCGCCGCGGGUCAAGCCGUCUUCGACCCCGCGCGAAUGCAAUCGCUCGCGCGCCGACACGACACGCACAUGUACCAGGUCGAUACACUGGUCGAUCGGAUCACGACGCUCCUGCGAGACAUGGGGGUCACGUCCACGACGAGCGUGAUGCGCUCGGAGAUCACGCGAGAGCACGUGCGAGACGCGGACCUGGUCGUCGCGCUCGGCGGCGACGGCACGACGCUCAUCGCGUCGCAUCUCAUCGAGGACGACACUCCGCUCCUAGGCGUCAACACCGACCGCGCGUCGUUGCAGGAUCUCGCGACGUUGUACCGAAGCAAAGAGCCGCUGGACAUGCGACGAAGCGUCGGUCACCUGUGCGGGUGCACGAGCGUGGACGUGGGGCCCUUUUUGACGGACGUGCUGAGUGGCGCGACGGCGCCGACGCCGCUCGCGCGCUUAGGCGUCGUCGUCGGCGGCGAAUCGCUCCCGCCGGCGCUCAACGACGUCCUCAUCGCGCACCCGUCCCCGGGCGCGGUGUCCAGGUACAGCGUGCAGGUCGGCAAGCGGAAGGGGGAGAAGGGCCACGACGACGAUACUAAUAGCGGCGAUGAUACUACUAGCGGCGAUGAUACUACUAACAGCGGCGACGGCGACGGAGAGUUUUGGUUCCACGUCCGGUCCAGCGGCGUGCGGGGCGCGACGGACUUUUGCCCGUGCACCGCCGCGGGGUCCACCGCGGCGAUGCGAAGCGCGGGGGGAAAGCCGAUGCACUACGCGAGCCGACGCAUGCAGGCGCGUUCUAUACACUGGUUCCCAUACGACCGCGUCGGCGUGUUCAUGGAUCGAGAGCCGAUCUAUCACGAUCACAUCCCGCCGCCGUCGAGCGGGCACGGGUUCUAUGACCCCGAGGAGACGAUGACGCUUCGAUGGAACAGCAGGGUCGGAGUGGCGUACAUCGACGGCGCGCACGUCACGCACCACGUCAAGAUGGGCGACGUCGUCGACUUGUCGACGUCCAAGGCGAGCGAGUUGAAUCUCUUCACGUCGAGUUGGUUCAGAAGGAACCACGCGGAGAUGUGGCCGUCGCGGCUGCCGCCGUCGAGGCUCGCGCAGGAGAUGGCGGGGAGCGAGGACGGCGAUUGGAUCAUCGACGCGCAGUACGUCUCCGCGGUCAUCAAGACGCUCCCGGGCUCGAGCUCCGCCUCCAUCUUCACUGGUGCCAACACGUUCUGGUGCUGGCACGCGUCCGCCGCCGCCGUCGCGAAGGCGGCGGGGACGUCUACACUGGUUCCCAUACGACCGCGUUCGCGGGGUGAACGCCGAACCUUAAGGACUUUUGCCGGCGCAUCUCUCGUCUUUUUCACCGGCUCGGUCAUCACGCUGACUGGUCCCCAUACGACCGCGUUGGCGGGGCGCGCGCCGAUCCUUAAGGACUUUGCCCGGCUCGGCUCGGUCAUCACGACGUCCGCCGCCGCUGCCGUCGUCUCCUCGUGA
Messenger RNA from Micromonas pusilla CCMP1545, 1554 nucleotides. RefSeq lists its product as uncharacterized. NCBI's taxonomy places the organism in Eukaryota, Viridiplantae, Chlorophyta, Mamiellophyceae, Mamiellales, Mamiellaceae. Gene Ontology annotation, biological process: NAD+ metabolic process; NADP+ biosynthetic process. The record is from RefSeq and is a predicted model, not a curated record. Gene Ontology annotation, molecular function: NAD+ kinase activity. Bases 1 to 1554 code for a protein of 517 amino acids. The transcript is spliced from 11 exons.